AUGACUACAAUUACAUAAGAAUAUUCUUUGGAUGCAUUCCAAUCAUCUAAUUUUCAUAAAGUAUAUUUUAAAGCUAUAUGAAUUAGGUAAUAAUAACUGUAUUUUAUCAUAAUGAUGAUUAUAAAACAAGAUUAGACAAAUUAUUAGAAAUAAUGCCUCUUGAUGUUGAGAAGUACGCUUUAUCCUAUUGUAAUGAUGAAUAAAUAGCUAGAAGUCAUAAUGUAAAUGAAACCUUCAAUUUUAGAUUUAAUAUUUACCUUCUGUUUUGAUCUCAUCAUAUCCUUAACUAAUUAAUACCUAAAUAUUGAACCUAGAACCUGCUCAAACUUUAAUAUAAUUAGAGAGCAUAUAUGAACAAUUUGAAGCUGAAUUUUAAAAACAAUAAUAACAAUAUUUUUUAAAGAUUGAAUCAAUGAUCAAAGAAAAUCCUAUAAUGCUUUUUAUUGUAGGUACCCCAGAAAAACCUAUGUGCAGAUUUACUUCAAAGCUAAUUUAAAAACUAUAACCUUUUGGUGUUCAAUUUGGAUUUUAUGAUAUUGAAAUUGAUAAAUUAAUGGUUGGUUAUUUAAAACUUUACUCAAAAUGGUAAACCUUUCCUUAAGUAUUUGUGAAUGGAAAAUUAGUAGGAGGAGCUGAUGUAUUUUAUAUUAUUUAAGAAUCAGGCAACAGUUGAAUUAAUUGAAUAAAAGAAAUUUUCUGAAUUGAUACCAAAUGAAGCUUUCAUGAAUAAGACUUCAAAAUUAGAGUAGAUUUAAUUAAUAUCAAAAUACAUCAUAUUGAUAGAUGGAUAGCCUGAUUUAAAUUGUGAAAUAGCUAGAAUCCUAACAGAAAAGAAAAUUCCUUUUCAAUUUUACAAUAUUGGAAUGGAUUAAGAAGUGAGAUCAGAAGUUUUAAAUUUCCUAUCUAGUUAUAUUGAGACAUCUAAAGAUUUGGAGCCUCUACUAUUAUUUAAAGUAAAUAAAUAUUAAAAUUAUUUAGAAUACAAUAUAUAAUGAAAUAACUUUAAAAAAAGAAUUGAGUAUUUUAUAAUGAUAGAUGG
Molecule: messenger RNA, 1039 nt
Organism: Paramecium primaurelia
Lineage: Eukaryota; Ciliophora; Oligohymenophorea; Peniculida; Parameciidae
Source: the annotation of a GenBank genome assembly